Blepharisma stoltei is the source of this 507-nucleotide messenger RNA. The record is from the annotation of a GenBank genome assembly. Lineage: Eukaryota; Ciliophora; Heterotrichea; Heterotrichida; Blepharismidae.
AUGCUAUUUAUUAAAUCUAUUCUUAAGAGAGCAAUCAUGGAAACCAAUGAUUAUAGCUAUGGAAUCGUUCCGCUUAGGCUUAGCGGUGCUGACUAUGAAAUUUUGCUGUCUAAAUCCAAAAGAUAUGACUAUUUUCAAAUCGCAAAAGGCCAUAAGGAGCAUAGAGAAACAAAUAUACAAGCUGCAAUCAGAGAACUUCAAGAAGAAACAGGACAUUCACCUACAAUGUUUUUAGGAGUUGAUGGAUGGACUAAUGACCAAACCUUAGCUUCUCCAAUCGACCCUAUCAUAUAUGUGUUUACCAGUAAAAAAGGACGACCAAUCCGUAAGCAUGUAAUUUAUUACAUUGCUUUAGUUGAAAAAACAGGUGAAAUAGCUGACACUGAAGAAGUUGAAUUUGUCCAAUGGUUCCCACUCAAUCGUGAAACUGGAAAUAUGCUGCUUCAUAGAGAAAAUAUUGAGCAUUAUAACAACUUCAUAUUGCAUAAGCUAAACCCUCAUUUAUAA